Ceraceosorus bombacis is the source of this 1785-nucleotide messenger RNA. NCBI's taxonomy places the organism in Eukaryota, Fungi, Basidiomycota, Exobasidiomycetes, Ceraceosorales, Ceraceosoraceae. The record is from the annotation of a GenBank genome assembly.
AUGUCGAGCGAAGACAGCGAGCUUUACGAGGUGCAGGGCAUCGUAGGCUACUCUCGCAGUCGCAAUGAGGUGAGUCCGAGGGUUCUCGAGAUGGGAGAGGCGCGCGGACAAAGACGUACCAUACCAUACCGCACGCGCUUUUCCUUGCAUUUCGACGAUUCGUCAGCCUGCUUUGCUCACCCCUUCACCUGACGUCACUCGCGACAAUCACGAAUCUCAUUGACGAUUUGCAGUUUCGCGUCAAGUGGUCAGACUUGCCGUGCGGCGCAGACGAAUGGCAGCCCGCUCCGCACAUCGAAUGUCACUGCGAAGAGAUGGUGAAGCAGUUCAAGAGUCAAAAGCGAAUCGCUCUUGAUUCGCCCAUCGAAGAAUUUGACUCUGAUCAUGGAGACUGGAAGCAUUUUGAGGCGAAUGACGUGGUAGAGGGAGUAGCGUGCGCGCGUGGCGACGUGGCCAAAGAUACGAGCAGCAAGCAGAGCCGAAAGAGCGCAAAACAAGAAGCUAGACCCGAUUGUCAAAGGAAGAAACGACGAAGCGCUGCCAAGCUUCUGUACUUUGGGAACGGCGACAGCAGCGAGCUGACAUCGAUGGACGAAGAAGAUUCGGACGUGGACAAUUACGAACCUGGUGAAGCGAUGGGAGAAAGUCAGCAAGCGCAAAGAGGAGAAAGCAUCCAGGUCGCUUCCAGUCCAAGCGGCCCCAGCGAGCGCACUCGAGACUCGCCCCUGCCCAAAUGCCAUCGGGUCAGAAAUGAACACCACACGCACCCCAUGUGCAGUCUUGCCAGCAGGUCUCAAAGCAAGCCCAAAAUUACCAAGCGAAGUUCCGCGCAGGGUACGAGCAAUGGCGCCGAUGACGGAGUGCAGGACGCAACAAAUCGGGACGCCAAGUUGGCACCUUCCACCGUGGCCACCGUUCGAAUCGGCGGUAAAUCUGCAGAUUUUCAUUUCGCUGGACUAGUGCCAAAAGCCCCUGAAGAGCAGAGGGACGUGAGUUGGACGUUGAGAGGGUGCUGGCAGCGCCAUGCUGAGCGUCAAAUGUCCUGUCUUACCCCACCUGGUCAAUUCCAGAGACACUGCGAGCUUCUGCCUGCUGAUAAAGCACAUCUUCUCAAGACCAUGAGCCUUUGUGAGUGCUACGAUCGAGUCUAGGGACAGCGGCAGUGCUGAUCGUUUCCACUUGCUGUAGGGUUCAUGGAAGGGGGGCCGUUCGAGGGUCUCAAUAGAUGGGCUCACUUGCAAAAGACGGCUGGUGUUCCUCUCGAAGCGGCAAAGGUAGCUUGAAUGCUGCGAUUUUGCACCGCUGCUUCCAGUGCUGACAUCAGAUUGUUGACCCUGAUGUCCUCGUCCUGCCGCAUCGUUAGAAGGCACAAGGAGAGACCGUCAGGACCGUGAUGACCCGUCUACUCACAUCGGCAGUUAUGUGGACAGCGGCCGGCAGCACUUCUGCCAACUUGAGCUCUAAGACUGGACGAGUGAGCCUGCUGCAGCUGGCAAGGAUGUACGAAGAGGUGUACAGGUUGUGGAGAGGCAAGGGUUCAAGCACUCAUACACCAGAUUGGUGAGUCAGGGUAGCACUAGUCUUCCUCAUAUAUUGCAGCAGAGCUCAUGCUGCAAAGAAACGAUUGGACGGCACAGGAGAGCUAUGGCUUUGGAGAGGAACCUCUCGUGUGAGCCGGAUCAGGGAGCUUCAAGAGGCAACGAACGCUUGCGGCAAGUCGCGGAAAGGACGGUGGUUGCGGUGCUCAAAGCCGUCGCUGGAGUCGGUCUCCAAGCGAAGAGUUGA